AUGUCCGAAGACCAAGAGAUAACACACGUUGAGGAUAAUGCGUCGACGGACGGUCCUAAACAUCAUACAGAGGAGUCGUUACAGUCGUUGAUGGGAUUUCGGUUUAAGCCGAGAUUUACCGAGACCAUUAACUUGGAGUUGAUGAAGCAGGUCAUUCAUGAUGUACAUCUUGAAAAUUUACAAGGAAAAACUUGGGACGAUCUGGACCCGAAAAUCACAAGUACCGAAAUCUCAGUUUCAAUCAACGAAGGCGUGAAAAACAUUUGCAAAUCGAUUCGAGAAGACAGCAGAUUCAAAUAUAUGGUCCAGACGUUUCUCAGUAAAUUCCAUUCGCAGUUAUUGAGCUUGCAAACCCGUUGCAUUUGGGAUGAAAACACCGAUAGAAUCGUUUUUGAAAACUUUGUCAAUAGUUACAUAAUUUGUUCAUCUCAAGUGAUUUUUAUAUAUUAUUAUUAG
This is a messenger RNA of Macrosiphum euphorbiae (potato aphid), 456 nucleotides long. The record is from the annotation of a GenBank genome assembly. NCBI's taxonomy places the organism in Eukaryota, Metazoa, Arthropoda, Insecta, Hemiptera, Aphididae.